Messenger RNA from Moneuplotes crassus, 4530 nucleotides. The record is from the annotation of a GenBank genome assembly. NCBI's taxonomy places the organism in Eukaryota, Ciliophora, Spirotrichea, Euplotida, Euplotidae.
AAAUGGAACCAGGUGAGAGAAGAAAGAAGUUUCUCCACUUUGAAGCAGCUUCUGAAGCCAUCCAGCUGCAGAAAGCUGCUAAUGACGAUAGUGACCCAUUCCCAGAAAUAGAAAUUGAAGAGGAAAAGAAUCCUAUUUUGAGGUCUAUGGAUGAAAUCUCAUCUUCUUCUCAGGAUUACUCUUCAGAUUCAUCAGAAGAAGAAAAGGAAUUUCAUAUUAGGGAUGCACAAGACAAACCGAGAUAUAGGAAGUCAAAGGUCAGAAGGAGUAUUUUGAAGUCUCAAUACUUAACAAAUAAGAGGCAAUCAAGAGGGUCGAAAUAUCUUGGGUCUAGGAAAAACUCAAAGAAUUUGAAUAAAUAAUUUUGAAAUCAAAGCCGGACCAGAAGGAAGGUUACCUAUUCGGAGGCCAAGUAAUGCAGAUAUUUUACUUAAGCAAAAUAUAUUUAAUGAACAAAAGAGUAAUCUUUCAGUAUUGUCACGAGUGAAAAACCAGAUACUACAUCCAGAUAAGCGAGAAGAAAAGGGAGAGUUAGAUUAUAUCGCAGUUGACGAGAAUAGGGAUAAGGAAGAUUUGAAUUCCUUCCUUAGUAGGUCCCUUUUAACCAACAAAUUCCAACUUGUGUGGGCAUUUAUUUUAUUCAUAGCCCAUACAUACAAUUUGGUAGUCUUAUUUUAUUACCUUGGAAUUCCUGAUUUCCCUCAGGACGUAAUGUUAGGCUUACAGAACUUCUUUGAGUUUAUUUUGAUCAUUGAUAUAGCAUUAAGGUUUUUGAUAAAAUCUUUUACUUUUGAAGUUUGGGAGUCAAUGUGGCUUCUUCAUGAUUAUUUCGCAUUUUCAUCAAAAUUAGGAUUUAUUCUGACUGUUAUUAGCUCAUUUCCGUUUAUGUUUUUGGUGUCCUGAUCCACAAGUAAUCUUGCAGUGCAAAGUUCUUUCUGGGUAGCAUGUAUGAGAAUUCCUAAAAUCAUAAGGAUAAGAGAAGUUAACAAAAUCUUUUCAAAUUAUUCAAGAGCUGAAAAAUCUAGAUCAGGAUCCUCUAGCUUCUUUGUUGCAGCAUAUUCACUAUUUUUAGCCACUCAUAUAAUUGGCUGAAUAUGGCUGAUUGUUGGGAGGCUUGAUCCAGAUGAGGAUAAUUGGCAGAAGAUGGACAAUUUCGACCAAAAUCCUCGAAACGUUCAACAAUACAUUGAAGCUUGCUUCUUCACUGUAGCUACAAUGACUGGACUCGGGUAUGGAAAUGUUGUACCAACUACUGAUCUUGAAAUAUUUGUGAUUAUUUUCAUAAUGGUAACAGGAGCAAGUAUUUAUGCUAACUUUUUCGCGAACUUUAUUGUUACCAUGAACAAUAGAAAUGCAAAAACUAUUGAGAAAAUGAAGAAGCACGAUCAAGCGAAGAACUUUGGAAAUGAGCUUAACCUCCCUGAGAUCAUUAUGAUGAAAAUAAGGUAUUACUACAAUGAGUUGAGUAUAAAUUAUGGAGACAUAUAUGAUAGAUAUUCUAAUUUAAAAGAGCUACCUACUUCCUUAUCUACAGAGUUAUCAUGAUUCUUGAACUCGAACUUGAUCAAGAGUGUUAAAAUGUUUCAGUUUAGUCAUCCAAUGUUUAUUCUCUCAGUGGCAAGAGCCAUGAUGCCUAAAAUAUGAAUGGCUAAUGAUUUUGUACUUGAACUUGGGAAUAUUGCUGAAGAAAUGCUGUUUAUUAAGAAGGGAGUGGUUGAAAUUCUUGCAACAGAUAAUCAGACCAUUAUUGCAUACCUUACAGAAGGGUCUUACUUUGGAGAGAUAGGGCUUCUGCUGACUGGUGUAAGAACUGUAAGCGUAAGAGCAAAAACUCUGUGAAUAUUUUUCAUGAUUGAUAAAGAUGGGAUAUUAAAAAUUUUAGAAAGAUUCCCUGAGCAGAAAGCGUUCUUGAAAUCUGUAGGGAGACAGAGACUCCAAACAACUAACCCUGAGGAUUUAAAGGAUGACGAAGAAGCUGAAAUAAACAACCUCCUUGCAAACCAAUCAUUACUUGAGGACAUAAAUAACGAGAUAAAGCUUGAUGAAGAAAGUAAAUUUUCUAAAAUACAGUCUAUGGCAAACCUCUCAAUGCAAAUUAAGAAUUAUAAAAAGAGGAAAGAUGUAAAAUUACCUUGGAAUGUGACUAAACAUUAUCCUAUUCUUGACAAGUUCAUAGUUAUCCCUUUCUCUCUGCUCUUUUAUAUAUGGGCUAUCAUGACCAUUACUGCGUGAGCAUAUGUCUUAUUUAUUGUCCCAUUCUCUAUUUCAUAUGAGUAUCAUUUUGAUGCAUGGUUAAUCCCAAUCGAUGUGAUUUUUCAGAUAAUACUAGCUUUUGACAUCUUUAUCACUAUGAAGACAGCGCUUAAUAAAAAGUUUGAAAUUUCUGUAGAUUUAAAAGAAAUAGCAAUCGAUUAUAUGGACACAAGAAUUUUCUUUGACAUCCUGGCAGUGUUCCCAUUGGACUAUAUUCUGAUGAUCUUUGGUGUUAAUCAGCAAACUGUAGCAUGGGUAAGAAUACUUAGGAUACUUAAACUGUACAAACCUUUUGAUUAUAUCAAGAUUUGGAGAAAACACUCCAAUGUAAAAAUUGCCUUAUUUACCCUAUUUUUACUGUCAAUUCUGUUUGUGAUUAUUAGUCAUCUUAUGGGAUGAAUCUAUUUUUAUAUUGGAAGACAUGAAGAUGGAGGGGAAAAUAGGUAUGACGGCCAGUCCCUUUUUAAGAAUACUUUGGAUAGAGACUUUCUCAUCCUUCAGCCUGUUGUUGAAAUGUCUAUCUUUGAGCAGUAUGUGCAUUUCUUUUAUCUUUCUGCUUGAACAAUGGGAGCUGUAAUGUAUGGAGAUAUGAUUCCUCUUACGCCACUCGAGCAGAUAUUUACUUUUGGAGCAAUGUUCACAGCUAGGAUAUAUCUUGCUUUCCUUUAUGCAGAGGCAGCAGCUUAUCUUUCAUCAGUAAAUUCAGCCUAUUCAAGCCGACUAAAAGUGAAGAGUACUAUUGGUAAAAAUCCUGAAUUAAAUGCUCUAUCUUUUGAUAUGAAGAAGAGAGUUUACAAUUAUCAUGAAAUUCUUGGUAAUAACUUCAAAGGUGUUACAGAAAGCCAAGUCUUGAAUGAUCUCCCAGAGAGCAUAGAGAAGCAGAUAAAGGAUAACCUGUUUAAAGAUUUAAUCAGGAAUAUCACUCUAUUCCCUAAAGAUGAUACUUCAGCCAUAGCAGCUCUUAUUUGGAGAUUAGACCUUCAUUUACUCUCUAAUGGAGAAUAUGUAAUCAAAGAUGGAGAGAUAGCCGACUGAAUGUAUUUCAUUAUCAGAGGAAAAGUUGAAGUUAUUAAAUCAGGAGUUACCCUCGCAGUUCUGGAACAAGGCGCUCAUUUUGGAGAAAUGGCCUUGGCUGAAGGAAAGCCUACUACUCGAGCUGCUUCAGCUAGAUGAAUUACAUCUUGUUCUGUUGGAAGUUUAUCUAUUAAAAACUUCAAUAUUCUUUGUGAGUUUUAUCCUAUAUUCAAAUCAAAAAUUCAGGAAGAAGUUUCUAAGAGAAAAGAAGAUCUAAAGAAGAAGACGGAGAACUUAAAAGAAGGUUCCCCAUCAUCCAUCAAGAAAACCAAGACUUUAAUGCAUUCAUCCAAUAAUUUAUUUAGGAAUAAAUCUAGAACAUCAAAUAAGGGAAGUAGACAAAGUGCCUACGAAGUUUCUGAUGCUGACGGUCAUAAUGUCAUAAAGAGAGAAAGACUUAGUGUCUUUGAUGCACCUUCGGUCUCAAAAUCUAAGAAAUCUAGCUUUAGAAGUGAGGACAGAGUUCAUAUUGAGCGAAUAAAAUAGCCAAGUUAAUCAACUCUUAGAUAAUGAAGAGAACUCAAAGAAUAAUAAUGAUCAAGUAGAUGAGUCUCAAGCUCCUCUUGUUAUUCAAGAGAAUCCAAAUAUUCCGGAUGGGAAGGUUAUCGCUAACCCAAGAAUUUAUGAUGAUGGGGAUGAAGAAAGCCAUCAAUCUGAUGCUGACUCCAAGAAAUGCUCAAAAGGAUCAGAAUCUAGUCUUGAGAGAAAGAAAAAUAAACUUGAAGGAGAGACAGAAGUAAAAAUUUCAAUUGGAAAGUUUAGAUUCAUUAGAGAAAUAUUGCAAUAUGUUUCUUGGACCAGAUUAUUUGAAGUAAUUGUACUCCUUUUUGUGCUGUACAAUCUCAUAUUUAUUCCUCUCCAAGGUGCUUACAGGAUUGAAUACUCACCAGCUCUGAUCGUCAUGGAAAUAUUCACUAUCAUAGUGUAUUCAUUUGAAAUUUACAUGCUUUUCUUAAAGCAUAAAGAGCUUAAAAUAGAGAUACAUGAUCAAGAGAAUAAUAUAGAAGAAUCUGAUAGACAUAUCCAGGACUUCAAUGCAAUGAAGAAGUCCUUAAAAAUGAUAAGGUUUAGGAUCUUUCUCUCUAUUGUGUCUAUUAUGCCUUUGACAAUCAUUUUCCAGUUCUGUGAUUUGGAUGAACCUCUCCUCAUUAUUUUUUAUUUAUAGCUAUUUUGCUUAAAAUUUUGAGCAAUUGUACAAGAGAG